AUGUUUUUGCUGACGUCACAAAGAAUUCCCAAAUUAAAAUCAAAUCUUUCACAACGAAUAACAGAUUCAUCAUCAUCUACAACAAAUUUGAAUUAUUCUAGUGUGCAAGAAUCUCCAGCACUAUCAAAAAAGUUCAUAACAAAAUCAUCCGCAUCUAGUUCAGCUAUUGUAGAUGACGAAACGUUGACUGUUUCAGCAACAUCAUUUCUCGUUAAAAAAUUUGGUGAAAACGGAAAAGGCAUUGGAAAAUUUUCGAAUCCUCAGGAUGUCUGUUUUUAUGAUAAUGAGACAUUAAUUGUGUCAGACAGUAUUAAUCAAAGUGUACAGUUAUUCGAUAUUUUGUCUGGUAACGUAAAAUCGAUUCUUUUUGAUAAGAAAAAACCCAUUCGAGAUCUUCGACGACCAAUUGGACUAUCUAUAACUCCACAGAAACAUAUUUUGGUUGCUGAUUAUGAUCAACGGUGCAUUGGUGAAUUACAUAGCGAUAGUCGAUUUAUUCGAAAAUUCGGAGAACAACAUUUAGUCGGACCAAAAGGUGUUACUUGUUCAAUAUCGGACAUGAUUGCUGUCGUCGAUAAUAAAGCGAAUUCUAUAUGUUUAUUUCAUUCAGAUGGUAAAUUUUCGCAUCGUUUUGGAAGUCCUGGAGCGCAAAAACACCAAAUUGCUGGACCACACUAUGCGGCAUUUGAUUCAAAAAAUAAUAAUAUAAUUGUUAGUUAUUUUCAUAAUAGUUCGAUUAAAAUAUUUGAUAUCGCUAGUGGACAACUUUUAUUCACAUUUGGUUCUAACGGUAAUAGACACGGAGAAUUUCAAGGUCCAACUGGACUUACAGUUGAUAAUGAGAAAGACAUGAUAUUUGUAUCUGACUGGGGUAACAAUAGAGUACAGGUGUUUGAUAAAAAUGGUUUAUUUAUUCGUAUAUUACAGCCAAAAGAUGAGCCUUUGUAUGGACCGCAAGGACUUGAUUUUAAUUCGUCUUCUCAAAUGCUUGCAGUAGCUGAUUCAGGAACACAUACGGCGAAAUUAUUUUCUGUCAAAGACUUAUUGGCCACAGAAACCUCAGAGUGA
Molecule: messenger RNA, 1068 nt
Organism: Didymodactylos carnosus
Lineage: Eukaryota; Metazoa; Rotifera; Eurotatoria; Philodinida; Philodinidae
Source: the annotation of a GenBank genome assembly